UUAUUUUCUAUAUACACAAAUAAUUUAUAUGACUAUGUAUUCACCGUUGUCGCCUCAAGCUAGCCUUAGUUCAGAAUUAAGACAAAUUAUAAAUGAAAGAAAUAUGUUGAGCAUGCGGAGCCGUAUGAAGGUUCUACACGCUUUAAAUGAAGAUAAUGAGAAAUGUACAGAGGAAAAGGAAAAAAUUUUGAGAUCACAAGCCAUUCGAGAAAUACUCACUACAGAAGUUACUUAUUUACAACAAUUGGAAAUCUUAGCAGAAUUCUUUAUACAGCCUAUUCUCGAGAGAAAAUUGUUAGACCAUCCAUUACUUGUCACCCUAGCUGAAAACAUAAAGACAUUAUAUAAUGUAAGUGGUGAACUGGUGGCAGGAUUAAAACGUAAUCCUGAUAACAUAGCUGGAGUAUUUCACAAACUUGCACCAUUCUUUAAAUUGUAUUCUGUUUAUGCUUAUGAUUAUACACAAGUACUAAAUUUACUACAGACAAGUGAAGAGAAUGAUUCGAUCUUUAAAAAAUUUAUUUGUGAUCAAGAAACAAGACCAGAAGUAGGCAGGAAAUUGUCUUCAUUGUUAAUUACACCAGUGCAAAGAGUACCAAGAUAUCAAUUACUUGUUAAACAAGUGUUGCAACAUACUCCUUAUAGACAUAGAGAAUAUAGACAUUUACAGGCAUGUCUGGUUGAAAUUGAAAAAUCUGCGAAACAUAUAAAUACUUUAAUCGCACAAAAUGAAGAAACACAAAAAUUAUUAAAUCUUCAGAAGUGCAUUGUUACUUCUAUUAACCUUGUCAAGCCUGGUAGAAUAUUAAUAAAACAAGGACCAUUGAUGCGUGUUUCAAGACGAGGCAAUUCAGCUUAUAGGCGAUACUUUGUUCUUUUAAAUGACACUCUGUUGUAUUGUAAAGGUGAACCAGAGACAUCACUGAACGUAUCUUGCGUUCUACCAUUAAACAAGUGCAGUUUAACCUGCGUUCUGAGCAAAAAAUUGUUCCGUAUAACGUGCUUGCAUGAAACAUUCUUAUUGUACUCAGAAAAUGCAGAUAGUGCCGAAUGGAUACAAUCGAUACAAAGUGCUAUUAAAAAAUAUACGGAAUGUAGACAAACUUUGAGAAAAGAAAGUAGCUCAAGAAAGCCACUUAGACAUAAAAAUAUUAACGAGUUUUCAUCAGAUAGUAUAUCAAAGAAAUCUAUUAAAAGAAAAAGAUGUAUGAAAGAUGAACAGGUAUCGUUGGACACCUCCAACAUAAUAUACUUUAAAAAGGAUAAUGAAAUGGAUGAAGAGACUCAAAGCAAUAAUAUUUGUUUACCUCUUUCUACCAAGAGAUUUAAACAAAAUGAGUAUUCCAAACCUAGUUGUACUUCUCCCCAAGUAAAAAAUACAAAACUAAAAUUAUGUAAAAAUAAAAAUACCCGAUCUAUAUCUACUCAUAGAUGUUUAAAAAAAUCAAGUCAUAGCAAUUAUGAGACUCUUCCAAUAACAACAACGAUACAUGGAACAAGUUCGUGCUCGAUCACAUCGAACGACGAAGAACACAUAUCGCCUUUUCAAAUAAUGAGUGAUUUUUUCACAUUUAUCGGUACAACAAUAAAAGACUUUUUCACAUUCAUAACAAUGGAAGGCCCAUUAGAAAUAAAAAAUUCCAGUGCAGGUGUGGAGGAGCCUAUAAAAUCUGAAGUUCUCGUACAAAAUUCUGAGAAUAACGAGCGAAGCGAUGCAGCUUCUCCACCUCCAAAUUGUAGCAUUUGCUUGGGAAAGUUAGUUAAUACAUCUUUCACAGACAGUUGCCUACAUCAAUUUUGUUUUACUUGCUUACUUCAAUGGUCCAAAAUUAAGACGGAAUGUCCUUUAUGCAAGCAAACAUUUAAAUCAAUUAUACACAAUGUAAGAUCAGAAGAAGAUUAUGAUCAAUAUCAUGUACCCCGUGAAUUGGCAUCGCAAAUUCCUCAGCCACAAGUAACUGCUACUUUGGAUGUCAAUUUUGAUGUCGAUUGGGAUGCUGCUCCUCGUCGAUUUGUUUACAGAACAACAAUGACUGGUAGUCGUCGACACGGAGUGUUAUUGAAUCCAGAGCAGGUUACAAGACGUGAACAAUUACCUAGUAUGGCACCUCAAGUGCCUAGAGAAGAACGUAGACGUAGACGUGCUAAUCCUACAGAUUAUCGUCGUACAGUUUAUAGGCAUGGUAUAUGGGCUACUUCAUUACCUGACAUAUUUGGACGUUUCCGUGAAUGUAGCGCUGAUUAUUAUAGAAGACAACCACAAGAAUUAGAUCGUCUUAUACCAUGGUUAAAUAGAGAAUUGCAAGUUUUACUUAAUAACGAACCGACUCAUGUUGCUUAUGUAUUGAGUAUAAUAAUGGAGGCCUUAACUCAAUAUGAUAUUAGAAGUCCAGAAUUUCGGAAUAUUGUCCGACCCUUUUUCGCUAUACAUACAGAUCAUUUUGCACACGAAUUGUUAAAUUUUGCCCAAACCAACUUUGAUUUGGUGGGAUAUGAUCAAUCUGUUACUUAUUUGCCACGUGGUUUGUCAAAUGAGUAUGCAACUCGUAUUGAAUCACCUACAUCCAGUAGCAGUAGCAGUAGCAGCAGUAGUCUUGUCUUUGACAACUCUGAUGUACGAAUACUUGCCGAAGCAAUUGAUUUGAGAAUAAACACUGAGAUGCCGAAUACCUUACCACAUCCUAUUAGCAUGCCAGGUCCUAGUGCAGCAGGACAGAUGUUUCGCAGAGUAGAAACAUCUAAUACUGUACCAGAACUGUUAAUCGUUUCAUCGAGUUCCUCUGAAUCAGAUGGCGAUUGUGAAAUAAUUGGUUAUGUAAAACCGCGUCAUGAAAGAACACCAGAAAUCAUAGAGUUACUUUCUUCCGACACUGAGCAUGUGUGUGUUUCUCAUACAUUGAAUGGAAAUACGCAAUCAACUACAAGAAGAACACAUUUGGAAAAUACAUCAUUACCGAGUACGUCUUAUGUUAAGGAGACGAAAGGAUCGUCUUCGUCGUCUUGCUCAGUGUCAAGUACUGAUGUUUUAUCCGACAGUGAUAACAAUCUGAGGCAAAGUAGACGAAACCGUUCGAAGAAAUCAGGGAAAAAAGCACAAAAGUAUAAAAGAUCAGAUGGGACAGGAAGCCGGAAUAAAUCAUCUAAGAAAAAGAGAAUAUCCAGUUCUACUGAUUCCAGCUCAUCUGAAAGUUUACUAAAGAAAUAUAAUGAAAAACGAUUGAGAAAGCCAAGAUAUAGAAUACAGGCUAAAGGUGCAGGACGAAUAAAACUUAUUAAAAGAGAAGAAAGCUAUUCAGAUGAGGAUUCAUCUAGUAGUGACAGUAGUAGCACAGAUACUGAUAACAAAACGAAAACCAAGAAGUGUUAUAGAGAAUAUAAAUCGAAAAGAGAUUGUUCCUCUAGUGUAAGAAACGAUCAUACAGCGAAAAGUGGAAAAACAACGAGAAGUAAAGAGAAAACUUUCAAUCUGGAAAAGUUAAAGUCUAAGAACAAAGAUCCGAAGUGUUGCGAAAACAGACAAUCUAGAUCUAGAAGUAACAGUAUAUCUUCUAACGCUUCUGAACGAGAUAAAAGAUCGAACCACAAGCACCGGGAAUGUCGAAAUACGAACGAGUUUGGAAGUCAAGACGACAGUGCCUCAAUAAAUAAAGAUAUGUCAAGAAGUGAAUAUAAAUCUAAAUCAAAAAAGAAAAUGUGUUAUUCUUCAGACUCGGAAGAUGAUUGUUUAAGAUCUUGUAGUCAGUGUAGUGAUUAUUCCAAUAAAUCCUAUUCGCAUUGGAAAAAAUCAAAACGUAAAGAAAAGCACAAAGAUAAGGAGCGCUAUAGAUCCAGUAGCAGAAUAUUUAAUUUAUCGCAAUCCAAUGCAAGUACAAUUUUAACCAUGUCUAUAUCAUCGAAAAAUGACAUGUAUCCAACGAAACAUUCCGAUCGUAACGGUUCCGAUUGUAAAGAAAAACAUAAAUCACGCAAAGAAUCUAAAUAUAGAAAAUCCGAAAAUGAAAAAAAGGCGAGACCAAAGAAAAAAAAGCGACGUCUUCAAUCUUCUUCCACUUCGGGAUAA
Messenger RNA from Mycetomoellerius zeteki, 4060 nucleotides. Its product is annotated as E3 ubiquitin-protein ligase Topors. Lineage: Eukaryota; Metazoa; Arthropoda; Insecta; Hymenoptera; Formicidae. Gene Ontology annotation, molecular function: metal ion binding; ubiquitin protein ligase activity; guanyl-nucleotide exchange factor activity. The transcript has 14 exons. Gene Ontology annotation, biological process: protein monoubiquitination; protein polyubiquitination; intracellular signal transduction. The coding region runs from base 29 to 4060 and encodes 1343 amino acids. The record is from RefSeq and is a predicted model, not a curated record.